Paracoccidioides brasiliensis Pb18 is the source of this 2562-nucleotide messenger RNA. Its product is annotated as kexin KEX2. The record is from RefSeq and is a predicted model, not a curated record. The coding region runs from base 1 to 2562 and encodes 853 amino acids. Gene Ontology annotation, biological process: protein processing. The transcript is spliced from 2 exons. Gene Ontology annotation, cellular component: trans-Golgi network; Golgi membrane. Gene Ontology annotation, molecular function: serine-type endopeptidase activity.
AUGAAACUACUGAGGGUCGCGGUGGCUGUAGCCUUAGUUUUGGUCAACCCAGCACGCGCAUCCAUAUACCCCCGGAACCACGAUGCCUACGAUUACUUCGCUGUCCGUCUCGAUUCCUCCGUAUCUCCCGUUCAGGUUGCACAGAUGUUAGGAGUACAUUAUGCAGGACAAGUCGGUGAAUUGGCAGACCACCAUACAUUUGCCAUAUCAAAGGAGCUAGGGGUAGAUGUUGAUCGAAGACUCGAGGAUCUGAGGCAGAGGAGGCGAAGGAGGCGGAGUUUGCCGAACGUCGAAGAGCUGGCCAUGAGGGAUGCGCUAGACGGCAUCCUCUGGUCGCAGAAGCUGACCCUGAGACCACCCAUGAGCAAACGAGCGCCUCCACCUCCCCCACCGCCCCGAGGAGCGGAGGUACGCCAUUCGAAGCCGCAGGACGACCAGCACAGCGACUAUAACGCUACGGAAAAAUUGACGGAGAUUGUAUCCAAGUUGGAAAUCGACGAUCCGAUAUUCACACAACAGUGGCACCUGUUUAACACCGAACAACCAGGUCAUGACAUCAAUGUCACUGGUCUGUGGUUGGAGGGCAUAACUGGAAAGGGGGCAAUUUCUGCCAUUGUGGAUGAUGGAUUGGACAUGUACAGCAAUGAUCUUAAAGAUAACUACUUUGCAGCAGGGUCUUAUGAUUACAACGACAAAGUGGACGAGCCCAGACCCCGAUUAUAUGACGAUAAGCAUGGGACUCGAUGCGCCGGAGAAGUCGCUGGUGUCCGCAACGAUGUUUGCGGCGUCGGCGUCGCCUACGACAGCAGCGUUGCUGGAAUACGUAUCCUGUCCAAACCCGUGUCGGACGAGGAUGAGGCCGCUUCGAUCAACUACAGAUUCCAAGAUAAUAUGAUCUACUCCUGUUCUUGGGGGCCUGUAGACGAUGGCACCACCAUGGAUGCGCCUGGUAUUCUCGUCCAACGGGCUAUUGUCAAUGGAAUACAAAAGGGACGAGGUGGGAGAGGCUCCGUGUAUGUGUUCGCCGCCGGCAACGGUGCUCUACAUGAAGAUAACUGCAACUUUGAUGGCUACACGAACAGCAUUUACAGUGUCACUGUGGGUGCAAUUGAUCACAAUGACGAUCACCCAUAUUAUUCUGAGCCGUGCUCUGCGCAACUCGUGGUGACGUAUAGCAGCGGAGGGCGGGAUGCUAUACACACCACCGACGUUGGUUUGAAUUCUUGCACUACGAAACAUGGUGGAACGUCUGCGGCUGGACCGUUGGUCGUUGGGGUUGUGGCACUUGCGCUGAGCGUCCGCCCUGAGCUGACCUGGCGUGACGUGCAAUAUAUUCUAUUGGAGACGGCGAUCCCCAUCAAUUUAAAUGAAAGCGAUUGGCAGGAUACUGCUACUGGGAAGAAAUUCAGCCACGAGUACGGAUACGGGAAAGUAGACGCGUAUUCAGCUGUCCAUCUAGCCAUGACGUGGAAACUGGUCAAACCACAAGCUUGGCUACACUCCCCGUGGUUGCAAGUUUAUGCCGAUAUCCCGCAGGGAGACAAGGGACUUGCUAGCAGCUUUGAAGUCACUAAGGAGCUGUUGAUGAGGAAUAACGUUGAGCGACUUGAACAUGUUACGCUUACGAUGAAUAUCAACCACACGCGCCGUGGUGAUUUAAGUGUGGAACUCCGCAGUCCCACUGGAACCGUCAGCUAUCUAAGUACGACAAGGAAAUUGGAUGAUCUCCGCGCUGGCUACGUUGAUUGGACUUUUAUGUCGCUCGUUCAUUGGGGUGAAUCCGGCAUCGGCAAAUGGACCGUCAUCGUCAAGGACACAGUCGUCAAUGAUUUCAAGGGUGUGUUCAUCGACUGGCAACUCAACCUGUGGGGCGAAGCCAUCAACGCAGAUAUCCAAGGCCUCCAUCCUCUACCAGACGAACAUGACCACGAUCACAGCACCCAACUUGCACCCGUAGCCACCACAACGAUUAUCUCCAGUGCAACCGCUUCGAAGCCCACCGCCUCCGUCGUCCCAACAGACCACAUCGAUCGCCCCGUCAACACCAAACCCACUGGAACACAAAGCCCUUCUCAACCAUCAGAAACAGCAACAUCAUCACCAUCAUCACAACCAAUACCCACUUCAACAUCCGAGAGUUUCCUCCCAUCCUUCUUCCCCACCUUCGGCGUCUCCAGGCGCACGCAGGUCUGGAUCUACGGCUUCCUCACGCUUAUUCUCAUCUUCUGCUCCACGCUGGGUACAUACUUCCUCAUCCAGCGGCGGAAGCGCAUCCGCAACAAUCUACACGAUGACUACGAGUUUGAGAUGAUUGACGAUGAGAGCGACGAAACGCAUCCGCUUAGUGCGGGCGAGCAUGUUGCUGGCGCCAGAACUGGGCGGAAGCAGCGAAGAAAGGGUGGAGAGUUGUAUGAUGCGUUUGCGGGGGAGAGUGAUGAGGAGCUACUGAGCGAUGGGGAGAGUGAGAGUGGUUUGGGUGAGGAGCCAUAUCGAGAUGAAGAUGAGAGACAGGAUGAUGGUGGUGGUGGUGGUGGUGGUGGGAGGGGGAGUGAGAGGACCUAG